Messenger RNA from Metarhizium acridum CQMa 102, 1284 nucleotides. The record is from RefSeq and is a predicted model, not a curated record. NCBI's taxonomy places the organism in Eukaryota, Fungi, Ascomycota, Sordariomycetes, Hypocreales, Clavicipitaceae.
AUGCUCAAGUCUCUUGGCUACAAGGCGGAGGCUUUCCAAAGGUACUAUGCUGUUUGUCUGGAGAAUGCAGACGACGUAAAAGAGGCAUGCUUCGACAUUCAGAUUCAGCUAGUUGGCUUCCUCACCAGUGCCGUCACCUGCGUGCGUGGCGAGAAAGACGAAACAAAGCUAGACGAAGAAGAGGACCCGUGUCUGCUGCUUCACCGCCGGCUCACUGCUACAAACCAGGAACUCACCGAAACGCUGGCGCGGGUUGAGAAGAUGGCUGCCAUACGACCCUCUGGGGCAGGUCCGAGCCGUAGCUUUGUUUGGCCUGGGCGAUAUCGUGUCGAGUCUGCCGAUAUAUCAAGGCCGUACUGGCCGGAAGCGAGCCAUGGAAACGCAAUCAUCACCACGCGUAACCAUUCCUUGGCGUACGAGCCCGCAACCUCCGUUCUGGAGAUAACCUCGUGGGAUGAAAAAACUGGCUCAGAGUUUCUUCCAUUCCUGUUGAAGCGCAACAUCGGCAGCGAUAUUCAAAUCGAGGGAGAAUCGGCAGCCAAACUCUCCAAGAAGCCAAGUGGCCAUGCCUCGGCCAUCUCACAAAUGGCUGGGCUGAUUCACCGACGGUCCUGGUCCAUUGCUGAAUUCAUGCGCAUCUACCCAAACAACCCCAGGCGAGCUCACGAGACUGAGCUGCAGGCGGUGUGGGAUUUCUCCUUUUCCACCCUGGGUAAGGACAGCCGGACAUUUCUGGUAAUUGCUUCAUUCUUAGUACCGCAACAUAUUCCACAACUGCUCUUUCAAUUUGAAGAAGACGGCGACAUUCCUGAAGACCUCGAAUUUCGCGCCGAUGAGUUUAGACGUGUGGAGGUAAAUCUCGUAGUCGUUGAAACACUAGAUAAUAAAGAACUAGCCCACGACAUCGCGGCUUGGACACUCUCACACCAGGCAAGCAUGUAUGAGAGCACCGGCAAUGUACAAAAGGCAAUCGAGCUUGAUAGGAAGGGCUAUGAAAUGAGAACAGCGGAGCAUCCGUUCAAGGGGGAACUUGUCGGGGGCUUCGAGCAGAACCUAAAUGAGCACGAGAUGGCGCCAGCAUGGUUUGAGAAGUCAAGAGAGACGCGGAUUGCCGAGAUUUCCAAGCAGGGGAGGGGGAGAGAUUGGCCAGCGGUGACGACGACGAACAUGGCAAGAUGUCUUGUGUAUCUCGGCCAAUACGACAAGGCACAGGAACUGCUAUAUAUUGCAAUUGCCGAGUUUAAACGGGACAAGUCCCUCGAUUGGGCCAUGCUUACCGAGUAA